UAAUAGGCAGUCACGACAUGCAAUAAUCACGCGAUGGCAAGAGAAGUUCGAGUCUUCUUAGUUGGGAUUAGUGAAAUGAUAAGGAGCGUGAAUAAAUACUAGGUACUGUAUUUGUAUGUACCCAUACAUACAUAUUUCUAUGUGGGUUCCAGGAAGGUACGCACGUCCCUGGUCGUCGGUCCGUCGUUUGCUUCCCUGAAAGAACGAGGAAGAAUUAUUAUUAAUUUCUAAACUUUUCCACUCACACUCAUACAUAAUAUCACUUCUUCCCUUCAAGGUUCCAUCAUUCGCUGUAGUCGCCCAAAAAAAAAACAAAAAAACAUCAACUUUUCUAUCAACACAUCAUCUUAACCAUCACCAAUUCGUUGACAAUGUCUACUGCCUUCGUUCAGCGACCUGCUCCGGCUUUCAAAGCCACUACCGUCUUCCCCGGCGGCGAAUUUAAGGACAUCUCCCUGUCUGAUUAUCUCGGACAAUGGGUCGUUCUUCUUUUCUACCCUCUUGACUUCACCUUCGUCUGCCCGACCGAGAUCAUCCAGUACAACGAUGCCCUGCCGCGCUUCGAGGCCAUCAACACCACCGUGCUUGGCAUCUCGACCGAUUCACACUUUUCUCACCUAGCCUGGACCGAGAGGCCUCGCAAGCAGGGUGGUCUGGGCUCCGACUUGAAGCUGCCUCUGGUGGCUGACAAGUCGCAGAAGAUCUCGCGCAGCUAUGGCGUCCUAAUCGAGGAAGAGGGUGUUGCUUUGCGCGGCCUGUUCAUCAUCGACCCCAAGGGCACUCUCCGACAAAUUACCGUCAAUGACCUGCCGGUCGGACGUGACGUCGAGGAAACUAUUCGCCUUGUGCAGGCAUUCCAGUUCACCGACGAGCACGGCGAAGUCUGCCCGGCGGGCUGGCAGAAUGGAUCGAAGGGAAUGAAGGCUGAUCCCAAGGGAAGCCUUGAAUACUUUUCAGGUCAAGGAGAUGUAGUUGAGAAUGGUCAUGCUAACGGCAAUGGCGAGUCUAAGAAGCGAGUCAGAGUGGAGUAGAUCAUAUGGGGUCGUUGGAGAAAUCGGAGUAAACCCGAGGCCACUGACGUAUGUGGUUUACAGCUACCCAGUACCGUACCUGGUACUUACUUAAUAGGUAAAAUACCUAGUGACUACUAGGUAGCUGUACGGGGCUGUAAUGAUAUUAAUCUAGGUUAGAUCCUUUGAGCUACAGAGCUCCGGCAAUGCCUCAAGAUUACUUAGAUGGGGGAGAUAGACAUAGAGAUAGACGGAGAUGAAUAGCACCCACAUUCGAUAAUGAGAUCUUUA
This is a messenger RNA of Hypoxylon fragiforme, 1301 nucleotides long. Its product is annotated as thioredoxin-like protein. Gene Ontology annotation, biological process: hydrogen peroxide catabolic process; response to oxidative stress; cellular response to stress. Gene Ontology annotation, cellular component: cytosol. The coding region runs from base 372 to 1031 and encodes 219 amino acids. Gene Ontology annotation, molecular function: thioredoxin peroxidase activity. The record is from RefSeq and is a predicted model, not a curated record. The transcript is spliced from 2 exons. Lineage: Eukaryota; Fungi; Ascomycota; Sordariomycetes; Xylariales; Hypoxylaceae.